This is a messenger RNA of Castor canadensis (American beaver), 1572 nucleotides long. It is a transcript of the gene Ccne1, whose product is annotated as cyclin E1. Lineage: Eukaryota; Metazoa; Chordata; Mammalia; Rodentia; Castoridae. The record is from RefSeq and is a predicted model, not a curated record.
CGAGGGCGGGCCGCGCCGGUUCCGCGCGCAGGGAGUUUUAAAUGUCCCGCUCUGAGCCGGGCGCAGGAGCAGCCGGCGCGGCCGCCAGCGCGGUGUAGGGGGCAGGCGCGGAUCCCGCCACCACCGCGCGCUCGGCUCGCCGCCCGGACCCGGCUCCGAUCCGCACGGCUCGUGCGCCUCGCCUCCCGCCGACACCGCUUCGGGCCUAAGAUCCGAACCGCAGCCCCGCGCCAUGCCAAGGGAACGGAAGGAGAGGGAUGCGAAGGAAAGGGGCACCAUGAAAGAAGAAGGUGGCCCGGACCACUCAGUCCGCUCCAGGAAAAGGAAGGCAAAUGUGGCCGUUUUUUUGCAGGAUCCAGAUGAAGAAAUUGCCAAAAUUGACAGGACUGCAAAAGGGUCCAGCGACAGUCAGCCUUGGGAUGAUAACACAGUAUGUGCAGAUCCCUGCUCUGUGAUCCCCACCCCCAACAAAGAAGAGGGUGAGGAGCUGGUGUAUCCCAAUGCUACAUUUGAGCCUCGGAAACGCCGGCCGUCCAGAGCCUCCCCGCUGCCUGUGCUGAACUGGGCAAAUAGAGAGGAGGUUUGGAAGAUCAUGCUGAACAAGGAGAAGGCAUACCUACGGGAUGAGCACUUUCUGCAGCGACAUCCUCUUCUGCAGGCCAGAAUGCGAGCCGUUCUUCUGGACUGGUUGAUGGAGGUGUGCGAAGUCUAUAAGCUUCACCGGGAGACGUUUUACCUGGCACAGGACUUCUUUGAUCGGUAUAUGGCAACACAAGAAAAUAUUGUCAAAACACUUUUGCAGCUGAUUGGAAUUUCAGCCUUAUUUAUUGCUGCCAAACUGGAGGAAAUCUACCCUCCAAAGCUACACCAGUUUGCUUAUGUCACGGACGGUGCUUGCUCAGGAGACGAAAUUCUUACCAUGGAAUUGGUGAUUAUGAAGGCCCUCAAGUGGCGGUUAAGCCCGCUGACCAUCGUGUCCUGGCUGAACGUGUACAUGCAGGUUGCAUAUCUGGAUGACGUGUACCAGGUGCUCAUGCCGCAGUACCCCCAGCAAGUCUUUGUCCAGGUCGCAGAGCUUCUAGAUCUGUGUAUCCUGGACGUGGGCUGCUUGGAAUUUCCGUAUGGCGUGCUCGCCGCCUCCGCCCUGUACCAUUUCUCGUCGUCCGAGCUGAUGCAGAAGGUUUCGGGGUAUCAGUGGUGCGACAUUGAGAAGUGCGUCAAGUGGAUGGUCCCGUUUGCCAUGGUGAUCCGGGAGACGGGCAGCGCAAAGCUGAAGCACUUCAGGGGCGUCCCCACUGAGGAUGCCCACAACAUCCAGACCCACAUCAACGGCUUGGACCUGCUGGAGAAAGCCCAAGCAAAGAAAGCCAUAUUGUCGGAACAAAACAGGAUUUCCCCUCCCCCCACGGGGGUCCUCACCCCCCCGCACAGCAGUAAGAAGCAGAGCGAGGAGCAGGAGAUGGUGUGACCGCCCCACCUUCCCCCUGUCUGCUGCCGGCUCCGCGUCUACAGGUACCCAAGUGGAAGAGGCGUCCCUUCUGCAACAGAAGCUCCCGGUGGUGUGAGACAGGG